CAAAAUACUGCGUGCAGCCUCUUUUCACAGUAAUUCCGCCUGUAAGUGGUGUGGUCCACAUCGACAGAUAAUGGAAUGACUAUUGGGCAAGAAUAUCAAGUUAAAGUUGUAGCUCAAAUGAAGGCAAAAAAAUCUAUCAAGAAAUCAAAGUUUUCGACAAUUAGUCGCUGGAGCCUUGAAUCCAAAUCUGUGGUAAACGUCUUUGGCGGUCUUGUUCCACACGUGAGCUGCUUUUUAAACGCCACUCACUUUUUUCUGCGUUGAUGGAAUCACUUCGUUUACGGCGGCAAGUAUGUUCAGAUCAUCCGAAUAUAAAGCUGCACAUAUAAUUCAUGUAUAACAUCUCUUCAAGCCUUCAAUAAUUCAAUGGCCACAUCACGCAAAUUUAUAGACUAUGGUGAAAGUAUACUGACUUUACUAGUUGAAUUAAUAUCACUUUGCUACAGUGCUUUAGUCGUAAAGAAGUUUGCACUAAAGCUUUAGCUAAGUCAUGUGCAACACGUCUAGCUUCAUACCAAAUACCAAGUCCGUCCUUCUUGACAAGAAAAGUCUCAAACCAACUUUAUAAUCUACAACAUCUCACGUGUUGAUUUUACUCCCAUUGAAUGGCACACUCUCCGUUGAUUGCGUGAUUGUAUGAUACUAACGUAUCAACUAUGAAGCUGGCGUAUCAUCGUCAUCUUAAAAUUAAGCGCGAUUUGUGGUCGCACCUUCGUGCGGCAGCGGCAUUGUACUGGCGGUCGUAUUCCGUGAUCGCAACAUGACGAUUAGUCUCUCUGGUGGGGCACCUGACUCAGUUGAAAUAUGGAGAGGCACGUAUUGCAGCACGUGAAUUGUCGAUGAAGAGGCUACCAACGAAACAUUGAGAUAGAUUGCAAUCGCAUCACUCCUUGAGUAAGUGGUUGCAUCCAUCAUUUCAGUUGGUGGUGAUAUCUCCACCUGAAUUUUUCAGACAUGAAUUUGGAUUCCUCAUCAAUAUCCAUUGAGUCGUCUUUUUAUCUCAUCAUUACGUUGGCUGUAUGUGGUGCCACAACAUAAAAGCGGCCGUUCCAAGGAGAUGUAGAGCUCGCGUAACAGGGUUGAUGAACAUCAGUAUCCUGGGCCUUGUGAAGCCGUGGAAAACCGAAGCACUUUGACGGUUUGGAAUAAUUUUAUC
Plasmopara halstedii is the source of this 1156-nucleotide messenger RNA. RefSeq lists its product as uncharacterized. The transcript has a single exon. Bases 76 to 264 code for a protein of 62 amino acids. NCBI's taxonomy places the organism in Eukaryota, Oomycota, Peronosporomycetes, Peronosporales, Peronosporaceae. The record is from RefSeq and is a predicted model, not a curated record.